AUGGCUGGAACGAUCAUCUUCACUGGGGCCAACACCUCGCUGGGAAUUCCUGCUGCAGAACACAUCCUCCGCCUCUGUCCGCAACACACGGCCAUUUUCACUGUGAGGGAUGACUCGACCUCUGACCCAAACACCAGAAAGCUCCGUGAGACUAUCGCCCGCUACCCGCAAGCAAAGACUUCUGUUCAUGCCCUCGACCUCGCCAGCCUGUCCUCCACCCACGCCUUCACGGACACUGUCAUAUCCGGUAUCAAAAGCGGCCAAUACCCGCCACCCUUUGGGCCCACUGGCCGGGUGGUACUCCUCUCGAGCGACUCACACCGGCCCGGCAAGAACGCCAUGGAGAAGUAUGCUCCCUCCAUCCCUAGCAAUUUGGAGCUACUCGUAAAGCCUUCUAUAGACGACGACAAGAUGGGACGCGGCUACCAGAGAUAUGCAACUGCCAAGCUCGCCAUCACUAUGUGGAUGUAUGCGCUGAACGAGCAUCUCCAGGAGGACCCCAUCCUCAAGAACAUCACCACCGUGGCAAUCAAUCCUGGUCGUCUCCCGUGCAUUGCGCAGCCAUACUCCAAGGAGCAUGUCACUCAUGCAAACCUUCGUCUACAAGCCCUUGCUCCCAGUCCUCAAGCUCUCUAUGGGUCCUACCCUACGCACCGCAGCCCCAGCUCGCGUCGACGUAGCUGA
Messenger RNA from Diaporthe batatas, 684 nucleotides. RefSeq lists its product as uncharacterized. The record is from RefSeq and is a predicted model, not a curated record. NCBI's taxonomy places the organism in Eukaryota, Fungi, Ascomycota, Sordariomycetes, Diaporthales, Diaporthaceae. Gene Ontology annotation, cellular component: mitochondrial outer membrane; lipid droplet; endoplasmic reticulum membrane. The transcript is spliced from 3 exons. Gene Ontology annotation, molecular function: 3-beta-hydroxysteroid 3-dehydrogenase (NADP+) activity. The coding region runs from base 1 to 684 and encodes 227 amino acids.